This is a messenger RNA of Dipodomys ordii (Ord's kangaroo rat), 1936 nucleotides long. It is a transcript of the gene Slc34a3, whose product is annotated as solute carrier family 34 (type II sodium/phosphate cotransporter), member 3. Gene Ontology annotation, biological process: sodium-dependent phosphate transport; intracellular phosphate ion homeostasis. Gene Ontology annotation, cellular component: brush border; vesicle; apical plasma membrane. Bases 167 to 1915 code for a protein of 582 amino acids. The record is from RefSeq and is a predicted model, not a curated record. Gene Ontology annotation, molecular function: sodium:phosphate symporter activity. The transcript has 13 exons. Lineage: Eukaryota; Metazoa; Chordata; Mammalia; Rodentia; Heteromyidae.
GGGAGGUCCUGGGGUUCUCCCAGACACUUCUGGCACCCCAGAACUUCAGCUGGGACCAGCAAGGGAGCUGGAUUCCAGGGCUCACACUGCAUCCCCAAACUAGACGAGUCUGCUGGUAGCUGCCCAAGCUCUGCCUCAGGCGCUGGCCUCAACCUGCCCCAAAUCCAUGCCGAACUCCCUUGCUGGUGCUCAGUUCCCCCUCCCUACUCUGAGCACGGAUGACUUGGUGGACCCAAGCCUGAGAAGCACAGGGCGCCUGGAGGAGGGAGGCUUGGACCCCCAGCCAAAGGACACUGGCCAGCGGAAAGAACUCAGCAUGGCCAGCAGGCUGCGCCAGGUGAUCACCAUCUUCCUUAAGGCCUGUGGGCUCCUAGGCAGCCUCUACUUCUUCAUCUGCGCCCUGGACAUCCUCAGCUCUGCCUUCCAGCUGCUGGGCAGCAAAAUGGCUGGAGAUAUCUUCAAGGACAACAAGGUGCUGUCCAACCCUGUGGCUGGACUGGUCAUCGGUGUGCUGGUCACAGUCCUCGUGCAGAGCUCGAGCACGUCCUCCUCUAUUGUGGUCAGCAUGGUGGCCUCCAAGUUGCUGACUGUCAAGGCGUCGGUGCCCAUCACCAUGGGCGUCAACGUGGGCACGUCCAUCACCAGCACUCUGGUCUCCAUGGCACAGUCUGGGGACCGAGAUGAGUUCCGGAGGGCCUUCAGUGGCUCUGCUGUCCACGGUAUUUUUAACUGGCUCACUGUACUGGUCCUGCUGCCUCUGGAGAGCGCCACGGCCGCCCUGGAGAGGUUGAGUGGGCUGGCGCUGCGUGCUGCCAGCCUCCAGCCCGGGCAGCAGGCCCCCGACAUCCUCAAGGCGCUGACCCAGCCUCUCACGCACCUCAUUGUGCAGCUGGACAGCAGCGCCAUCACAGGCAGCGCCACCGGAAGCGCCACCAACGACAGCCUCAUUAAGCAGUGGUGUGGCAUCAGGGCUGAGACGGAGGAUGGCGAGGAAUGUGAGGUCUCCGGCCACUGCCCUGAGAGGAACAGCACAGCCUUCCCUGGGGACAAGCUGCCCUGCCAUCAUCUCUUUGUGAACUCGGCGCUCACGGAUGUGGCCGUGGGCUGCAUCCUGCUAGCCGGCUCCCUGCUGGUGCUCUGUGCCUGCCUGGUGAUCAUUGUCAAGCUGCUCAACUCGCUGCUGCGCGGCCGAAUCGCGCAGGCUGUGAGGACAGUCAUCAACGCAGACUUUCCCUUUCCCUUCGGCUGGCUGAGCGGCUACCUGGCCAUCCUUGUGGGCGCUGGCCUGACCUUCCUGCUGCAGAGCAGCAGCGUCUUCACCGCUGCCAUUGUGCCGCUCAUGGGCGUCGGGGUCAUUACCCUGGACCGCGCAUACCCCCUCUUCUUGGGCUCAAACAUUGGUACCACCACCACAGCCCUGCUGGCCGCCCUGGCCAGCCCUGCAGACAUGCUGCUCUUUGCAGUCCAGGUGGCUCUCAUCCACUUCUUCUUCAACCUGGCUGGCAUCCUGCUGUGGUACACGGUGCCGGUCCUGAGGCUACCCAUCCCCCUGGCCAAGCACUUUGGGGACCUGACGGCCCACUACCGUUGGGUGGCCAUUGCUUAUCUGCUGCUGGCCUUCCUGUUGCUGCCCCUGGCCGUCUUCGGGCUCUCCCUGGCGGGGAGCGCGGUGCUGGCGGGGGUCGGGGGUCCCCUGGUGGGCCUGGUUCUGCUCAUCAUCCUGGUCAAUGUGCUGCAGCGGCGCCGCCCGUCCUGGCUGCCCCCCUGCCUUCGGUCCUGGGACUGGCUGCCCCUGUGGCUUCAUUCUCUGGAGCCCUGGGACGGCCUGGUGACCCGCUGCUGCCCCCAGAAGGCUGCGGUCAAAGAGGCUCACUGCUUCGAGAACCCCGAGGUGCUGGCCUCGCAGCAGCUGUGAGGGCGGGCACCGGGCGCGCGG